Messenger RNA from Myodes glareolus (Bank vole), 4544 nucleotides. Lineage: Eukaryota; Metazoa; Chordata; Mammalia; Rodentia; Cricetidae. The record is from RefSeq and is a predicted model, not a curated record.
GUGAGAGCAGGGCGCAUAGCCAGGCAUUUCACACCUGCAAGAGUCCUGCAGGUAGAGCGGAAAGGCAAACGGGGCACCCCCUUGAGAGGGCACACUCUUUUGCUUUCUGUUCGCUUGCCUGCAGCUAGAGAGCAUAUUCAUUAUAUCUUGCACCCGAUUUCCUCCUUGAUGGCCAGUCACAUAGAUUCUUCUAGACUAGCAGCUACUUCUCUGAGGGGUUUGUUAUUGUUUUGCGGUUAAGAGGGAAGAGAUCAGUGAAAAUUCUCUCUGGUAAGUGGAGGGUUCUCAGCGAUGAGGAGAGGAAGACUUCAAAGCCGAAGGGGAAAGCAGCCUUCGCUGGUCCCCACGUCUCGCGGUACCCCUACUCCAUACGCGUGACCUCCUUUGGAGACCCCAGGUGGCACAUCAGUAUUUGAUCUGCUCCUCUCCAGACUGCUGUGGGCGUUCGGUCACACACCACCCAGCUGCUGAAGCCGGAGCCCAGCCCCGCAGGCGACUUUGGAAGGACCACCUCCGUGCUCGCCCCCUGCUCGGGCUGCUUGUGUUUCCGGGCCCCCGGGGCGAGGCGCCCACCAUGCUCGGUUGCCCACGGCUGGCGCUGCUCUGCGCGCUGCCCUGGCUCCUGCGGGCGGCGGUCCCCGGCCACCCCGGAGAGCCCUUUGCCCAGUCCACAGAGCUGCUCCGUGAUCCCCGCGACCCCGCCAGGGCCGCCGACUUUGAUCAUGUCUACAACGGGGUGGUGAACCUCAGCACCGAGCACAUCUACUCCUUCAACCACACCACCCACCCUGGCCAGGUGACAGCAGUGCGGGUGCACGUGAACAGCUCCUCCGAGAACCUGGACUACCCAGUCCUCGUCGUGGUCCGCCAGCAGAAAGCGGUGCUGUCCUGGCAGGUUCCUCUGCUCUUCCAAGGACUAUACCAGCGGAGCUACAACUACCAGGAAGUCAGCCGCACUCUUUGUCCAUCGAAAGCAACCAAUGAGACGGGCCCUCUGCAGCAACUGAUCUUCGUAGACGUAGCAUCCAUGGCUCCCCACGGUGCCCACUACCAGCUGCUGGUCACCAAAAUCAAACACUUCCAGCUCCGGACGAAUGUCGCCUUCCACUUCACUGCCAGCCCCUCUCAACCUCAGUAUUUUCUCUACAAAUUUCCUGAAGACGUGGACUCCGUUAUCAUUAAGGUGGCGUCUGAGAAGGCUUAUCCUUGUUCAGUUGUCUCGGUUCAGAACAUCAUGUGUCCAGUGUACGAUCUGGACUACGACGUGGAAUUCAAUGGUGUCUAUCAGUCCAUGACCAAGAAAGCUGCCAUCACGCUACAGGUGAGACAUUGUUUGUGUCAGUUAGUGCUCCUAAAAUGCAACCAACCAAGGGCCAGUCUGAGAGUCUUAGCCGGAGGGAGCCCGGAGGUGUCAGAUGGCUUUUGCUCCAGCUGUUGUUCAGCGGUCAGAGCGGAUUCUGGUUGUCGUAUAGCACAGCCAUUCUGGGUGGAGGAAAAUGAAAAUCAGACCUGGAAUCUACAACGAUCAAAGAACCUGGAAGUGACCAUUGUCCCAUCUAUCGAAGGAUCUGUGUAUGUGAAAUCCAGUCUCUUCAGUGUCUUCAUCUUCUUGGGUUUCUAUAUGGGAUACCUGCUCGCUGUCUUAUUUCAUCAUGUCAGGUUCCAGAGGAAAUCCAUUGAUGGGAGUUUUGGUUCCAGUGAUGGAAAUAUGGCUGUGUCACAUCCCAUCACUGCCAGCACACCGGAAGGGAGCAACUAUGGGGCAAUCGAUGAGUCGAGUUCCAGUCCCGGAAGACAGAUGUCUCCCUCCGAUGGCGGGCAGCCGUGCCACUCAGACACGGACAGCUCCGUGGAGGAGAGUGACUUCGACACCAUGCCAGACAUUGAAAGCGACAAAAACAUCAUCCGGACCAAGAUAUUCCUGUACCUGUCGGAUCUGUCCAGGAAGGAUCGGAGAAUUGUCAGCAAAAAGUCGAAGAUUUAUUUUUGGAACAUCAUCACCAUCGCCGUGUUUUACGCACUGCCCGUGAUGCAGCUUGUUAUCACCUACCAGACGGUGGUAAAUGUCACUGGCAACCAGGACAUCUGUUACUACAACUUCCUCUGUGCCCACCCCUGGGGCGUCCUGAGUGCCUUCAAUAAUAUCCUCAGUAACCUGGGCCACGUGCUCCUGGGCUUUCUCUUCCUGCUGAUAGUGCUGCGCCGGGACCUCCUCCAUCGAAAAGCCCUGGAAGCGAAAGACAUCUUUGCCAUGGAGUACGGGAUUCCCAAACACUUCGGUCUCUUCUAUGCCAUGGGCAUUGCGCUGAUGAUGGAGGGCGUCCUCAGUGCUUGCUACCAUGUCUGUCCGAAUUACUCCAACUUCCAGUUCGACACUUCCUUCAUGUACAUGAUUGCGGGCCUCUGCAUGCUGAAGCUCUAUCAGGCCCGCCACCCAGACAUCAACGCCAGCGCCUACUCUGCCUACGCCUCCUUCGCGGCGGUCAUCACACUUACGGUCCUCGGAGUGGUGUUUGGAAAAAACGAUGUGUGGUUCUGGAUCAUCUUCUCUGCAGUCCAUAUCCUUGCUUCUCUGGCCCUCAGCACCCAGAUCUACUACAUGGGCCGUUUCAAGAUAGAUGUGUCUGACACAGAUCUGGGGAUCUUCCGGAGGGCUGUUAUGGUGUUCUACAUGGACUGUGUCCAGCAGUGCAGCAGACCUCUGUAUAUGGACAGGAUGGUGCUGCUCAUUGUAGGGAAUCUGGUUAACUGGUCCUUUGCCUUCUUUGGACUGUUCUGCCGGCCCAGGGACUUUGCAUCCUACAUGCUGGGCAUCUUCAUCUUCAACCUGCUGCUGUACCUGGCUUUUUACAUCAUCAUGAAGCUCCGCAGCUCCGAAAAGAUCCUCCCGUUACCACUCUUCUGCAUCGUGGCCACCGCGGUGGUGUGGGCUGCGGCCCUGUACUUUUUCUUUCAGAACCUCAGCAGCUGGGAGGGAACCCCAGCAGAAUCCCGGGAGAAGAACCAAGAGUGUGUGCUGCUGGACUUCUUUGAUGACCACGACAUCUGGCACUUCCUCUCUGCCACGGCCCUGUUCUUCUCCUUCCUAGUGUUGCUGACCCUGGAUGAUGACCUGGAUGUGGUUCGCCGAGACCAGAUCCCUGUCUUCUGAGCCUCCAGCAUCACAGGGCGAGAAGGCCCAGUUCACUUUGGUGCUGUUUCGUGGGAAAUAUGACCACAGCAGCAUGUCCACUGCCAGACACUCCACUGGUCUCUGGGGAGUCAACCGUGUCUGCAUUCACACAGGAAGGCUCAAACUUGGGGUGAGCUGCACCCCGAGAAGAAUGGGAGAAUGGAAGGCCUGCUGUGCGCAGAGGCAAAGCCAGGAGGCUCAGGAAUCUCUGUCUGCAAUUUAGAGUUCAGUCUGGACACAAGCUGCAUCAGGCCCGCUUGCUGCCUCGGCCGCUUCCAUCCUCACUGAUUGGCUGGAAAACUAGCUACUUGUACCUCCCACCUAGAAUCUCUGGUGUGGCCACUGCCACCCCUGUAAAGCCUAAAGCACCGUCUCACUUCCCCCGGAACCUCUGAGGGUGUGAUCCUCAGAUAAGGUGCAGAAAUGGGACCAAGUCCCCACCCAACUGAGACAGACCUUCUGGUAACUCAAGUAUUCAGAAGGAAUGCUGAACAACCCACCCAGGUUCCUGGCACUACUGGAAAUGCUCAGGAUGGGACUUUGCCACCAGCACUUCUGAGCGAAUGGACAAUGCUGGCCCCAAGGUCUGGGGAUCACCGAUUUCCAAGUGUCUUCAUCUUACCACUGGAGGGUGACCCAGCACACUGGUGCGGCCUUCUCAGAAGGGCCCCCUUUCUCCGUAGACUUCUACCAGUUCCAAGAUGGAUAAGGAAGGGAGGGAACUACAGCAGAAGCGAGAUCAGUGACAGACUGUGCUAGGUGCCUGAGCAUUGGGCAGGCAGCUCUCCUCAGCUUAAGGAGUCUGGAUCCUGGAGCAAAUUCAACAAAGCAACAGGGCCUGGUGUCCUCUCAUGCACAGCUCAACCUGUGUCUGUGUGCCCUUUGCAGGGAAAUGACUUGUUCCCAGCAAUGUUACCCUGGAGUCCUCCACCCCUGAGCCUCCUGCCUGUCACUUAUGUAGAUGUCACUCAGGAUGGACACAUGUUCCUCCCCCGCUUGGGUUGCAGCGAUCAGAGCUGAUCCGGUCACCUAACACUGCAUCUCUCUAAGAUGUAGAAGGCUCAGCGUUCUAGUUCCCUUCUCUCACAUCGUCUGGCAAACCCCGUGAGAAGCCCCAUUUAACCGGGCUUCCUGGUUGUCUGGAGUAUGGUGUUAUCAGAAAAUAGGCACACCUGCCUAUUUGCUUGUGAAACUGAAGUCUCUCCUCAUCCGUGCGUUCUUGAUCACUUAUUAAGGAAGCGAAUCGGGCAUUCCUCUUUUUAAAGGUUGUUAUUCUUUAUCUCAACUAUCUGCAUACUGUUCAAACAUGUGCUUUGAAAGUUCAAAUGGCAAGGUUCUCUUGAUUUUAAAAAGGAAAGAUAAUUUCCAUGAA